AUGUUUAUCGUGGCAUGCUUUAAUUUUCCGAACGGAGAUAAGAGUCAAGCUCUCUCGGCAGAACACGGAAAAACGAAAUUCCCGCCAGCGAGCCGAUUUUGUAUAAUAUUGACAAUGUCUGCUACUCUUUUGCGUAACUCCACUGCGCGCGCAGCUUUGCGUGCUGGAGCUUCGGCUCCUCGUGCUGGUCUUGCUGGAACGAGCUUUGUUCGCACCAAAGUUACUCUUCCUGAUCUGGCAUAUGACUAUGGCGCCCUCGAACCAUCCGUCUCUGGCAAGAUCAUGGAAAUCCACCACAAGGGCCACCACAACGUCUACGUAGCCGGCUACAACACCAACAUCGAAAAACUGGAGGAAGCGCAGGCCAAGGGCGACAUCGCAGCCCAAAUCGCCCUUAAGCCGCUCAUCAACUUCCACGGUGGUGGCCACAUCAACCAUUCCCUGUUCUGGGAAAAUUUGGCUCCUAAGAGUGCCGGUGGUGGUGAACCCCCCUCUGGCGUGCUUGGUAAGGCCAUUGAUGAGACGUACGGUAGCUUUGGGGAGUUUCAGAAUAAGUUCAAUACUGCUCUGGCGGGCAUUCAAGGCAGUGGUUGGGCGUGGUUGGUGAAGGAUAAGGAGACCGGUGAUAUUUCGAUCAAGACUUAUGCCAACCAGGACCCUGUCGUUGGCCAAUACACCCCUCUUCUCGGUGUCGAUGCCUGGGAGCACGCUUACUACCUCCAAUACCAGAACCGCAAGGCCGAGUACUUCAAGGCUAUCUGGGAAGUCCUUAACUGGAAGGCCGCUGAGAAGCGUUUCGGUGCUUAA
This is a messenger RNA of Talaromyces marneffei, 807 nucleotides long. RefSeq lists its product as uncharacterized. NCBI's taxonomy places the organism in Eukaryota, Fungi, Ascomycota, Eurotiomycetes, Eurotiales, Trichocomaceae. Gene Ontology annotation, cellular component: mitochondrion. The record is from RefSeq and is a predicted model, not a curated record. Gene Ontology annotation, molecular function: superoxide dismutase activity; metal ion binding. The transcript has 6 exons. The coding region runs from base 1 to 807 and encodes 268 amino acids. Gene Ontology annotation, biological process: superoxide metabolic process.